Sycon ciliatum is the source of this 1071-nucleotide messenger RNA. Its product is annotated as suppressor of cytokine signaling 2-like. The transcript has a single exon. The coding region runs from base 1 to 1071 and encodes 356 amino acids. The record is from RefSeq and is a predicted model, not a curated record. Gene Ontology annotation, biological process: intracellular signal transduction; phosphatidylinositol phosphate biosynthetic process. Lineage: Eukaryota; Metazoa; Porifera; Calcarea; Leucosolenida; Sycettidae. Gene Ontology annotation, cellular component: phosphatidylinositol 3-kinase complex. Gene Ontology annotation, molecular function: 1-phosphatidylinositol-3-kinase regulator activity.
AUGAGUGGCCUCCAGGGAUCUUUAGGAGUGGAAGAGCAGCGACCUUACGACUAUGGAAUGCUGUUUGUCAAGUUUGGUGAUGGGGACAGCACGUGCAAACUGGUGCCUAUAGAAAGCCGUGACUCUAGCACACCAGAUGCUGAGGAAGUACCCAAGAAGACACUUGACCGGGAGAAGGAAAUACCGGACGACACCUAUGCGACGAUCAUUGCGACACUGAGGGAAGAGAGGCAGGAACAGGUGAAUGCGGCGGCCUCUGACAGCAUGGUGAAUGAUACAGACCGCGAUGACGAGGAGCCGGCACCCCACCUGCCACCUCGUCUUUAUCUCGAUUAUGGUGAUAUUCCCGAGCCGGCUAUCUCUACAGAAGAUACUACAUGGGCCAGUAGUGAGCCCCAGUAUGGUGUGCCUCACGACCUGAUCGACUCGAGCAGUGGUGAUUAUGCAUCAGUUUCCGAUUCACGAAACUCCGGUCAAAAAGACGAGGACAGGAGUCCUAGUUACGAGAGUGUUCAAACGCGCGGUAGCCGCCUUCUGGCAAGCAUGAAACAGCUAUCGACGUGUGGCUACUACUGGGGUCCAAUCUCUGAACAUGCCGCAAAGGAGAAGUUGAUCGAUCAACCGGAUGGAACAUUUCUACUCUACGACUCCUCGCAUGUUCAUCACUUGUAUGCAGUGUCGGUUGUACUUAAUGGCACCGCUGAACACUUCCUGAUUGACUCCUACGACACACAGUCUGGCUACAAGUUCAGCCAUCCGUCGGACCACGACGAGUUAGCCCGCACCGCCCAGCCAGUAGCAGAGACGCUGAGUUGGCGGCGGCUACGGCCGUCCGUCAUCGAACUCAUCGACUGGGCAAUGGUGAUGACAAGCAAGACCAAGCAUCGUCGGGGCAUGCACCCAUACCUUGUCAAGCCGCUCAUGCAGCCCUACGAAGUGCCCAUGCUGCAGCACCUAAUACGCUCGUACAUGUGCGAUGUUCUGCACCUUAGCCGCCAGCAGGUACGAGAGUUGCCGAUACCUAGAAUAACCCAAGACUAUGUGUUAGAAUAUGGUUACUUCACCUCAUGA